Messenger RNA from Eruca vesicaria subsp. sativa (arugula), 1275 nucleotides. NCBI's taxonomy places the organism in Eukaryota, Viridiplantae, Streptophyta, Magnoliopsida, Brassicales, Brassicaceae. The record is from the annotation of a GenBank genome assembly.
AUCUCUUCCUCAUUGCUCGAUCCAGCUGAAACCGGGAGUUUCCGUUACUGGGUUUCCCUAAAGGAACAAACUUUGGUCUUAAUCUGAAUCGUGAUUGUUCUGGGUUUCCAUAAAGGAACAAACUUUAAGCUUAUCUGAAUCUUGAAGAUGGUUGGUGGUGGAGGAAAUAGAAGAGAAGAAGGAUCAAUGCCGAUGCAAAACACAAACUUGUUUGCUGCUUUGGAUACACGGAGGAAGAAGAAGAAGAAGUCUGUUAAGGUCACAGAACCGGUUAAGGAGGCUGAGCCACAGGUCUUUUGGGCUCCUACGCCUCUAAAGGCGAAGGCUUGGGCUGAUAUUGAUAGUGAUGAUGAAGAUGAGGAUUAUUUCGCUACCACUGCUCCUCCUCCUACUUCUUCUCAGCCCUUGUGGAGUGCUUCUCAAGCAUCAGAUGCUAAAGAGGAAAGUGAGAGUGAAGAAGAUAUUCUUGACGAAGGUGAUGACGAGGAUGAUUUGGAGGAAGAGCAUGAGACACAAGUUCAUCCAGAAGCAGAGCCUGAGGUGAAAAAGGCUCCCGAAGUUCCUGCAUCACCUAAGGAGGCAGAGAGGCAGCUUUCCAAGAAAGAGAGGAAACAGAAAGAACUUGCUGAGCUUGAGGCCUUGUUAGCUGAUUUUGGAGUUGCCCCCAAGGAUAACAAUGUUCAAGAUAAGCAAGAAAAGAAAGAAGUGAAUGGAGAGGGAGAGAAGAAGGAGAACACAACGGGAGAAUCAAAGUCUGCAAAGAAGAAGAAAAAGAAGGAUAAACAGAAGGAGGUUAAAGAAUCUCAGGAUGAACUAAAGAGCAACUCAGAUGCUCCUGCAGGUGAGCAGGAGGAGGAAGAGGCUUCUUCUUCCAUGGAUAUCAAAGAACGGCUGAAGAAGAUUGCAUCGAUGAAGAAGAAGAAAUCAAGCAAAGAGACGGAUGCUGCUGCAAAAGUUGCUGCACAAGAAGCAGCUGCUAGGAAGGCGAAGCUGGCUGCUGCAAAGAAGAAGAAAGAGAAGAAUCACUACAAUCAGCAGCCAGUGAGGUGAGACUAAUCACCCACCCACACACUCACCGGUUUUGAUAUAUGAACAUGUGUUAUCCUCUUUUUAUUCAUAUCAGACUUUGCCUUGAUAAAAGAAAUUAUUUAAAAGGAAUGUGGUUAGGUCGUGUACUAUUAGAGAUAUAACUUUGAUCGUUUACUUCUUUUAAACCGUUGAAAGAAAGAUAUGCCUCAGCAUGUUCCAAACUGUUUAUUUGUUCGUCUUAUUAAU